AUGGGGAAUGAAGUAGUCAUGGCUCAAGCCAUGGUUGACAGGAAGAUGCAGAGUAUUGGUGCAGCGAUCCAGGCAGCAAAUCUCGUCAGAGCAACAUGGGCGGCCACAGACGGUGCAGGGGUGAAGGGAGGAGCAGGGGUGGAGAGAACCGAUAGGAUUAUUGCUACGGAGAGUAGCAACAAAGCCGACGCCACCACUGUCACAGUCGCCGGAAAAUCGAGUCAAAGAACAGCUCAUUCGGCGAUGUCGAUUGUUAAAUCCAUAGUUCGCGCAUCGCGAAUCAAUCCGAUUGCUACGCAGAGUAGUCGAUCAUCAGCAACGAUUCCACAGAAGAAUCCACAAGAUAAGGAGACUCGAAUCUCCCCGGCGAUCUCCACAGUCGUUCCGCAGCGGAAGGAAGGAAUUGAUCUGCCGAAUGAGAUUCUCAAUUUGAAGAAGACGGAGCAGUUCUUCGAUUCUCAAUCUGAAGAAGACGGAGCAGUUCUCCGAUUCAGCCAAAGCGGUUGCAUAAGUACAUUGAAUCUGGAGCGUGUUCGUCGAUUGAAAAGCAGACUUGUAGCCUUGACUCGUCGUGUUCAGAAGGUUAGGGAUGAGAUAGAGCAACUUAUGGACGAUGAUGGGGACAUGGCUGAAAUGUAUUUUACUGAGAAGAAAAUGCAGAUGGAAUCAUCAUCAAUUUAUGGUGAUCAAUCUGUGGUUGGAUACAAGUCAACUGAUGGUGUGCUGUCUGUUUCUGCUCCAGUUUCUCCUGUUUCGUCUCCUCCUUAUAGCAGCAGGAAGCUCGAAAAAGGUUUGAGCAUAGCCGGAAGCAGGCAUGAGAGCAUGAGAAGUUCAGAAAGUGCUGCAGAAGCUCAAAGUAUAGAGGAGCUCGAAAUGCUCUUGGAGGCUUACUUUGUCGUCAUUGAUAGCACCCUCAACAACUUAAGGAGUAUAUCGAUGACACAGAAGAUUUCAUCAACAUUCAGCUGGACAAUGUCCGGAACUAGCUUAUAA
This is a messenger RNA of Ipomoea nil (Japanese morning glory), 993 nucleotides long. Its product is annotated as magnesium transporter MRS2-B-like. The record is from RefSeq and is a predicted model, not a curated record. Gene Ontology annotation, biological process: magnesium ion transport. Gene Ontology annotation, molecular function: magnesium ion transmembrane transporter activity. The transcript is spliced from 3 exons. NCBI's taxonomy places the organism in Eukaryota, Viridiplantae, Streptophyta, Magnoliopsida, Solanales, Convolvulaceae. Bases 1 to 993 code for a protein of 330 amino acids.